This is a messenger RNA of Fomitiporia mediterranea MF3/22, 459 nucleotides long. RefSeq lists its product as uncharacterized. The annotation marks the transcript as partial. The transcript has a single exon. The record is from RefSeq and is a predicted model, not a curated record. NCBI's taxonomy places the organism in Eukaryota, Fungi, Basidiomycota, Agaricomycetes, Hymenochaetales, Hymenochaetaceae.
UCUUGGGAUACAUUUAAGACAGGAGUAAUUGUAUAUUACCUGAGUCUCAAGACAGGAGCACAAUAUGCUAGAAGUGACUUGGAUGCUAUAGUACAGAAAUGGGCAGAGAGAGGAAUUACAAAUAGGGACAAUUUGGGAACAUACCAUCAAGAGUUUACACUCAUAGUAACCUAUUUGACAACUAACAAUAAGCUGUUACCAGAGGAAUCUUGCCAUGUUUUUCUGUGUGUGUUCUGUGGAGCAAUCACAGAAAAGCUGACACAGAAGUUAGAAAUCAAGUAUCUGGACCAUGAGGACAGACUUGUAUACAAUAUUACACAAGUCAUAGCUGUAGUAGGGUUGAUCCUCAGAGGAUCUACACUCACAGCAGUUAGUAGAUCAGAUACACUUGCAAGUCAGUCUGUAAUUCUAGUCAAACAGGAGGAAGUUAAUUUGACAAGUAUUGUGGAAGCACUUUAG